GACGAGCAUUAUAUGUUCAACGCAGGGUUGUUGGGGAAGUGAUAAGCUUCGGCUUUACGGAGGCGGCGUUUUCCACCAGGUUCCGCUGCCGAUGGAUAGACUCGAAAGCGUGCAGGGAGUAGUAAAAGCUCUGGGGAAAACAGGUAGAAUCAACUCUGUUGAUAUAACAAAAGUUCCCAAAGCAGUGGCAUCAGAGUUCUCAACAGGUGAAGUGCCUGAGGCUCCGGCUGCUCCGCCUUACGAUGAACGGAUGUUAGCGAACUAUGUGCCGGUCUAUGUGAUGCUUCCGGUAAUUGGGAGUUAUUUCAAAUGAUAAUGUUUUCAAAGAUCAGCCCAAGAUCGAGAAACAGCUCGACGAACUGAGAGCGGCCGGGGUCGACGGAGUAAUGGUUGAUGUUUGGUGGGGGAUUGUAGAAUCAAAGGGACCUAAACAAUACGACUGGAGUGCUUACAGUAGCUUGUUUACACUCGUUCAAGAAUGCGGAUUGAAACUACAAGCCAUUAUGUCAUUCCAUCGAUGUGGUGGCAAUGUCGGAGAUGAAGUUACCAUCCCGCUUCCGAAAUGGGUGCUCAACAUCGGUGAAACCGACCCUGAUAUCUUUUAUACCAAUCGGAGAGGUAACCGGAAUGAAGAAUACCUCACCAUUGGUGUGGAUAAUCAGCAGAUUUUUUAUGGAAGAACCGCGGUCCAGAUUUACAGCGACUACAUGAAGAGCUUCAAGGAGAACAUGUUGGAUUUUCUCGAAGCAGGGCUCAUAAUCGACAUCGAAGUUGGGCUUGGUCCUGCAGGGGAGCUUAGAUAUCCUUCUUAUACAGGAACUCAAGGAUGGGUUUUCCCUGGUAUUGGAGAAUUUCAGUGCUAUGACAAGUACCUCGAAGCGGAGUUCAAAGAGGCGGCAACAAAUGCAGGCCAUCCCGAAUGGGGAUUGCCCGAUAAUGCGGGGGAAUACAACGACACGCCCGGGAUGUCAGAGUUCUUCGGACUGAACGGGACAUACCUGACAGAGAAAGGGAAGUUUUUCUUGACUUGGUACUCGAACAAGUUAAUAAACCAUGGCGACGAGAUCCUCGAUGAAGCUAACAAAGCUUUCUUGGGGUGUAAAGUGAAGCUAGCUGCAAAAAUAGCUGGAAUUCAUUGGUGGUAUAAAUCUCCUAGUCAUGCAGCAGAACUAACUUCAGGAUAUUACAAUUUGAAAGACCGAGACGGAUACCGACCGGUCGCCAGGAUGUUGUCGAGGCAUUAUGCUAUUUUCAACUUCACAUGUCUGGAGAUGAGGAACUCGGAACAACGAGCCGACGCCAAAUGCGGGCCUCAGGAACUUGUUCAACAGGUUCUGAGUGGAUGCUGGAGAGAGCAGCUCGAAGUAGCAGGAGAGAAUGCGUUAUCGAGAUACGACAGUAACGGUUACAAUCAAAUCCUGUUAAAUGCUAGGCCUAAUGGUAUCGACAGAGACGGUAAACCAAAGCGGAUAAUGUAUGGGGUCACAUAUCUUCGUUUAUCGGACGAGCUUUUGAAAGACAAGAAUUUCAAGAUAUUCAAGACAUUUGUGAAGAAAAUGCAUGCUGGUCAAGAUUAUUGUGCAGACCUAGGGAUGUAUGAUCACCAAAUAGGUCCAUUGGAGCGGUCGAAGCCGAAGUUAGCGACAGAAGAUCUACUGGAAGCAACGAAGCCGAUGGAGCCAUUCCCUUGGGGAGAAGAAACAGACAUGAAGAUUGAUGAUUUUGAGGGUGUGAUCGCUAUUUUGAUAAGAAAGCUGUUUUCCAUGUUUUAGUGAGAGAGAGAGAGCUCAAAC
This is a messenger RNA of Hibiscus syriacus, 1793 nucleotides long. RefSeq names its product beta-amylase-like. Lineage: Eukaryota; Viridiplantae; Streptophyta; Magnoliopsida; Malvales; Malvaceae. Gene Ontology annotation, molecular function: beta-amylase activity. The record is from RefSeq and is a predicted model, not a curated record. Gene Ontology annotation, biological process: polysaccharide catabolic process. The transcript has 7 exons. The coding region runs from base 387 to 1772 and encodes 461 amino acids.